Molecule: messenger RNA, 6329 nt
Organism: Nycticebus coucang (slow loris)
Lineage: Eukaryota; Metazoa; Chordata; Mammalia; Primates; Lorisidae
Gene: SALL3
Product: spalt like transcription factor 3
Exons: 3
Coding region: 8-3949 (1313 amino acids)
Biological process (GO): regulation of transcription by RNA polymerase II
Cellular component (GO): nucleus
Molecular function (GO): DNA-binding transcription factor activity, RNA polymerase II-specific; RNA polymerase II cis-regulatory region sequence-specific DNA binding
Source: RefSeq, a predicted model, not a curated record
UAGCAGCAUGUCUCGGCGCAAGCAGGCCAAGCCACAGCACCUCAAGUCGGACGAGGAGCUGCCGCCGCCGGACGGGGCUCCCGAGCACGGCGCCCCCGGGGACCGCGCGGAGGCGGCGGACGGCGGCCCCGAGGCCCGCGGCGGUGAGCAGACCAGCGUGUGUGAGCACUGCUGCGCAGAGUUCUUCAAGUGGGCCGACCUGCUGCAGCACAAGCAGAGCUGCACCAAGAACCCACCGGUGCUGAUCGUGCAGGACGAUGAGCCCGCGCCGCCCUCCGAGGACUUCCCCGAAGCGUCUCCGGCCAGCUCCCCCAGCGAGCACACGGAGAGCGAGGCCGCCGAGGAGGAGGGCGCGGAGGGCGAGGCGCGGCCGGCCGGCAGGGAGGCCCGCGAGGCGGCGGCGGAGGCAGCGGACGCCGAGCCCAUGGACGUGCAGCCCCCGGCGGAGCAGGGCUGUGCCGGCCCCGGCGCCCCGAGCGCGGCCCGGCCCGCGCCCACCCCGGCGCCCGCACCCGCAUACAGCAUGCCCAGCACCAACGUGACGCUGGAGACGCUGCUCAGCACCAAGGUGGCGGUGGCACAGUUCUCCCAGGGCGCACGGGUGGCAGGCGGCGCAGGCGCCGGUGGCGGCGUGGCUGCGGCGGCGGUGCCCAUGAUCCUGGAGCAGCUCCUGGCCCUGCAGCAGCAGCAGAUCCACCAGCUGCAGCUCAUCGAGCAGAUCCGCAGCCAGGUGGCCCUGAUGCACCGCCAGCCCCUGCGUCCCUCACUCAGCCCCGCUGCGGCCCCAAGCACGCCUGCGCCAGCCUCCAGCCAGCUGCCCGGGCUAGCUGGGGCCCCCGCCCUGCCGCUCUCAGCCGCCAACCCCGGCACCGCCGCCCCCGCGGCCUUCGAGGGCCCACAGCCCCUGCCACGGCCCACAUCGGGUGCCAGUACCCCCGGCGGCCCUGCGGUGCCCCCAGAGCCUGGCGCACCCGUGGCCCCCAGCACCGCCCCAGGCCCCGGCGCCCCGCAAUCCCCGAACGCCACCACGCCCCCGGCCCUGGGCCCCGCACCGCCACCACCGGGAUCGGCCCCCAGCCUGCCAAGCUCACUUCUACCUCACACCUCCUCGAGCAGCGUCAUCUUCCCCAACCCGCUGGUCAGCAUCGCAGCCACGGCCAAUGCCCUGGACCCCCUGUCAGCCCUUAUGAAGCAUCGCAAGGGUAAACCCCCCAACGUGUCGGUGUUCGAGCCCAAGGCCAGCGCCGAGGACCCCUUCUUCAAGCACAAGUGCAGGUUCUGCGCCAAGGUCUUCGGCAGCGACAGCGCGCUGCAGAUCCACCUGCGCUCGCACACGGGCGAGCGCCCCUUCAAGUGCAACAUCUGCGGAAACCGCUUCUCGACCAAAGGCAACCUGAAGGUGCACUUCCAGAGGCACAAGGAAAAGUACCCCCACAUCCAGAUGAACCCCUACCCCGUCCCAGAGUACCUCGACAACGUGCCCACCUGCUCGGGGAUCCCCUACGGCAUGUCGCUGCCCCCGGAGAAGCCUGUGACCACCUGGCUGGACAGCAAGCCCGUGCUGCCCACGGUGCCCACCUCGGUGGGGCUGCAGCUGCCUCCCACAGUCCAGGGCGCCCAUGGCUAUGCCGACUCCCCUAGCGUCACCCCCGCCAGCCGCUCCCCGCAGAGGCCCUCCCCCGCCUCCAGCGAGUGCACCUCCUUGUCCCCUGGCCUCAACAACCCUGAGUCAGGCAUCCUCGUGGCUGCUGAGUCCCCGCAGCCGCUGCUCAGCGCGUCUCUGACCAAGACGGAGCCGCUGGGCCUGCCGGGCACCGCCGCGAGGGCAGGUGACGCCCCCGCCGGAGCCCCGGCCAGCUCCGCACCUACGUCCACCGCCAGCGCGGCCGGCCCAGCCGCGGACAGCGUGUCUGCUAGCCUGGGCAGCCCCGGGCUCCCCGCGGUCUCCGACCAGUUCAAGGCGCAGUUCCCUUUCGGGGGGCUGCUGGACUCCAUGCAGACGUCGGAGACCUCGAAGCUGCAGCAGCUAGUGGAGAACAUCGACAAGAAGAUGACGGACCCGAACCAGUGCGUCAUCUGCCAUCGCGUGCUGAGCUGCCAGAGCGCGCUCAAGAUGCACUACCGGACGCACACCGGGGAGAGGCCGUUCAAGUGCAAGAUCUGCGGCCGCGCCUUCACCACCAAAGGCAACCUGAAGACGCACUUCGGCGUGCACCGCGCCAAGCCGCCCCUGCGCGUGCAGCACUCCUGCCCCAUCUGCCAGAAGAAGUUCACCAACGCCGUGGUCCUGCAGCAGCACAUCCGCAUGCACAUGGGCGGGCAGAUCCCCAACACGCCGCUGCCCGAGGGCUUCCAUGACACCAUGGACUCGGAGCUCGCCUGCGACGAGAAGAGCACGGAGACCCUGAGCGGCUACGACGACGACCUGGACGACAACUCCAUGGAGGAGGACGCGGAGCUGAAGGACUCGGCCAGUGACGCCGCCAAACCGCUGCUGUCCUUCGCAGGGUCCUGCCCACCCUCGCCGCCCUCUGUCAUCUCCAGCAUCGCUGCCCUGGAGAACCAGAUGAAGAUGAUGGACUCGGUCAUGAACUGCCAACAGCUGACCGGUCUGAAGUCCGUGGAAAACGGGUCAGGGGAGAGUGACCACUUGAGCAACGACUCCUCGUCUGCUGUAGGCGACCUGGAGAGCCACAGUGCUGGCAGCCCUGCGCUGUCCGAGUCCUCGUCCUCACAGCCGCUGUCCCCUGCCAACAGCAACGGGGAGAGCUUCCGUUCCAAGUCUCCAGGCCCGGGCGCCCAGGAAGACCCACAGGAGAUGGUCCUCAAGACUGAAAGGCCAGACAGCCCAUCCCCAGUCCCAGGAAACGGAGGUGCCCUGGACCUGACAGCUGGCCCUCCCUGCCGGCCAGCCAUCAAGGAGGAAGCCCCCUUCAGCCUGCUGUUCCUGAGCAGAGAGCGGGGUAAGUGUCCGAGCACUGUGUGUGGUGUCUGUGGCAAGCCUUUUGCUUGCAAGAGCGCGCUGGCGAUCCACCUCCGCAGCCAUACCAAGGAGAGGCCCUUUGUCUGCGCGGCCUGCGGGCGCGGGUGCUCCACUAUGGGUAAUUUAAAACAGCACUUGUUGACGCACAGAUUGAAAGAGCUGCCUUCUCAGGUGUUUGACCCCAACUUUGCUCUAGGUCCCAGCCAAAGCACUCCUAGCCUGGUCUCCAGCUCUGCGCCCCUGAUCAAAAUGGAGGUGAACGGCCACAACAAGGCCAUCGCACUGGGCGAGGGCCCACCGCUGCCAGCGGGAGUCCAGGUCCCCGCAGGGCCUCAGACAGUGAUGAGCCCGGGCCUCACAUCCAUGCUGGCCCCCCCGCCACGCCGGACACCCAAGCAGCACAACUGCCAGUCCUGCGGGAAGACCUUCUCCUCAGCCAGCGCCCUGCAGAUCCACGAGCGAACCCACACUGGAGAGAAACCAUUCGGCUGCACCAUCUGCGGCAGGGCCUUCACCACCAAGGGCAACCUCAAGGUGCACAUGGGGACACACAUGUGGAAUAAUGCCCCUGCCCGCCGUGGCCGCCGCCUCUCAGUGGAGAACCCCAUGGCACUGCUAGGGGGUGAUGCCCUGAAGUUCUCGGAAAUGUUCCAGAAGGAUCUGGCAGCUCGGGCAAUGAACGUCGACCCCAGCUUUUGGAACCAGUAUGCUGCAGCCAUCACAAAUGGGCUGGCUAUGAAGAACAAUGAGAUCUCUGUUAUCCAGAAUGGGGGCAUCCCCCAGCUCCCCGUAAGUCUGGGGGGAAGCGCCAUCCCCCCCUUGGGGACCAUGGCCAGUGGGAUGGACAAAGCACGCACCGGCAACAGCCCACCCCUUGUCAGCUUGGACAAGGCGAGCUCAGACACAGCAGCCAGCCGCCCGUUCACGAGGUUCAUUGAGGAUAACAAGGAGAUCGGCAUCAACUAGCCGAACACACCAUGACUUGACCACCUGUUCUAUCCGGUGUCAGUGGUUCUGAAGUUUGAGCAUCAGGCUUCUGACCCUUCUUGCCUAGAUUCCCACUAAAAUUUUACCUACAGCAGAAAAUAUUUCUGCCUUGUGGCUGCUGAAAAGUCACUCCCCUCAACAGUGGGUUCGACUGUCCCUGAGAACCCUGCAACCUUUUAAAUAUAUCUCAGUCGAAAGAAAUGCUGGAAAACUGCCUUAGGAACAGAAAGGGCUCAGACCCAUCUACUCUGCUUCUCCUACAGCUGAGUGACCCCUGCAAGGAGAGAGGGUGUCCCCUGCAGUACCCGCUUGCUCAGCGGCUUUGUUCGCACCAUUUAGAAAACUUGAACUCUGCUUUUAAUUAAUAGAACUCUUCAUCUUAACAAAGUGGUUUAGUCCUCCCAAUGCUGUGUAUUAUGACAGUAUCUUUGUCUGUAGUAUUUAUAAUGUUAAGAUUAUGCGGGUAACAGACACUAUAAGACCCCAAACUUAAAUGAAGCUUUUGUACUGCAGAAUACAUCUGGCUAUGUGAUUUUUUUUUUUUUUAAAGCAAGUUUGUUUUACUAUAAAUAAGUGGAUUAUUUCAAUGCAGGCAGAAUUGUGAAGUUUAUUGGGAAAGAUAGCAUGCUUUUUGUGUGCAAAUACCUGUCAGUAAAAAGCUCUUUUUUUUUUUUUAAUUUAAAUGUUUAUAGCUGCUAUGUGGACAGUUGUUUCUAGUGUGGUCUGUAGCCCAAUGAUUGGGAGACAAGUUACAGACAAACAUCAACUUAAAUUAUUCACAACAUUAUAAACAGUUGUGAGAAAAUAUUUCACAUUAUCAAAGCUGUACAAUAAAAAGGUAAUGUUUGUAUACUGUGGUUGCAAACUCUUAAUUUAUAAUAUUGCACUUUUAGUAUUUUGUAUUAGGGAGGUUUGUCUAUAAUUUGAAAAUUUAAAAAAUGUAAAGUAUUUUAUAAAUACUUCUUCAGUUUAAGGAAAAUGAAAAAAACACUUAGUUUCUUGUUUUGUCUUAAGGUCAGACAAUAUGAGAAAUCUAUGCUACUUAAACAGGAAAGCCACCAAGACUUGUCAGCUCCUCUGUAAAGUAGGGCCUGCCAUUUCUUAAAUUAAAUGAUUUAUUUAACUUUUCUAUAAAGUCCAUUUAAAAACUGUGACCACCUCUAAUAAAACUUGGAUGAAUCAACCUUAGGACUGUGGCGUCACCACGAGCCAGGAGAGAAGCAAGGCACGUGGCCCAGGUGAGACUUGAGCAUGAGCUGUUCUCUUUCUCACACACCACUCACAGGAUUCAGACUGCUCGUGGCUCUGGCCAUUUAGUACAAUAAAUCAGAUCACAGGUGUCUGGCAGUACAUAACUUUGAAAUUUUCUGAGUUCCUGAUUUAUUAUCUUCUCAGAUGAAAGCUAAGCACAAUGUCCUCUGAUUAUUCAGAAUACAAUCUUCUGCUGACGCCUGUGUCACGGUCAUGCCUCGUGGGGAGAACAGCCAGAGCUGGCUGUGACUCGAGCCUGGGUACAGUGUUUGUGUGUACUACCUCAUUUUCGUGCAUUGCAGGCCUGCUGGAAUCUGACACUAUGAACUUCCCACAGCAAGAUCGUUCUGGAGACACUGGGCAGCUGGGUAGCAGUGCGAGGAGCAUGUGUCCCCCAAGAAAGAAUCAGAUGAUGAAAUCUCGGUUGAGACAGAAACACAACCACAGCAACAACAGAAAUCAUUGUAAGAGGAUGGGCUAUUUCUGCCAGCGUGUCAUUAACAAAAAGAGUUUCAAAGACGCAUUAGCUGUUUAUGUCUAUUGGAAAUAAACGUUGAACUCUACAACUGUUGUCCACAGUGAUGUACUGUGACUGCCCCCUGUCACACCAUCGCUUCUUGUGGGACGACUGAACAGGGGUUUCAAACAUUGGAAAAAGAAAACUGAGGUGGCUUCAUGUUGCUGUGUUCCAGCAGUUCAGUGUUUUUAUUUACCUGUGUCUUUUCUGGGGUGUUUUUUUUUGUUGUUGUUAGUAUUUGGUACCAUGUAGUAUUCUCCUUCUCCCAAAAGGAUGUGUAUAUAACUUAAGAAAAGAAAAAUGUAAAGUGCUGUAAAUAAGAUGGCUGAUGGAGGUACGGUGAGACGGACCCACCCUGUGUUCAGGGCCAUGUCGUCCCUCUCUGCAUGGUGAAGAGAGACACUAUUUUUAUAUUAUAACACCAUGUAGGGCUCGGGGCCUCCCUGAACCAGCUGGGAAUUGUUACCUAGAUCCAAUAUUUUUUAUUAUUAAAUCUUGUGGCUUGACACAUCUACUGAUUGAAAUGGAUGUCUUAGUCUAGGUUACUAUUUUUGUCAUAUGGAAUUGAAUAAAAUGCGGGAUGUGAUAUUA